Tilletiaria anomala UBC 951 is the source of this 2574-nucleotide messenger RNA. RefSeq lists its product as uncharacterized. The coding region runs from base 1 to 2574 and encodes 857 amino acids. Gene Ontology annotation, molecular function: dipeptidyl-peptidase activity; serine-type endopeptidase activity. The transcript is spliced from 4 exons. The record is from RefSeq and is a predicted model, not a curated record. Gene Ontology annotation, biological process: proteolysis. Lineage: Eukaryota; Fungi; Basidiomycota; Exobasidiomycetes; Georgefischeriales; Tilletiariaceae.
AUGCAGCCAAGAAGCUCUAGUGCCAAGUCUGAAGAUGAAGUUGAUCAACGAUUCAUCGAAGCCCUGCGAACUCAAAGUCCGAAAAGCUCGCUGAGGCAGCUCAACAUGGACAUGCUCUUCAAUGGCACGCUGUACGCGCGCGGUGCAGACAUCAACUGGAGCGAAGAUGACCCGGACGUCGGAGUUUUCUCUUACGUCGAUCCUGCAACGCAAGACCUGAUCAUUCAAGAUGUCACACAUGCGCGCAAAGAAAAGACUGGAACAGGCGAAGUCGCCAAAGGCGGCGGAAAGGUGACACUGGUCUCCGGUUCCGAUGUCAAAGAUAAAAAAGGAAACCGCAUACAGUUCGACGAAUACAUCAUCUCUCCCGACAUGCGCUAUGUUCUCUUCUUGAGCGAUCGCGUCAAACAAUGGCGAUAUUCUUCCCACUACAAUGUCUGGCUCUUUGAUGUUGCUGCCAAGAAAGCGGCAGCUAUCAGCGCGGACGGCGUCGGCAAGCUAUCCAUGCCACCGACCAUCUCGAACGUGAAAUUCGCCCCCUCGUCUGCCCCGCGUGGAUCCCCCGCGCGCACGCCCCCUUCCCUGGCAUUCGUGUCUCAAAAUGACAUCUAUUUUCUGCCGUCACCAGACCAUGCUCCCGUACGUAUAACAAACAGCGGGGCCACCGAGAUUUUUAACGGUGUGCCAGACUGGGUAUACGAAGAGGAGGUCUUCAGUAGCGAUUCAGCCAUGUGGUUCUCGCCUGACGGCACCAAGCUAGCCUACCUCUCCUUUGACGAGCGUGACGUCCCCACUUUCGACUUUCCAAUAUACAACCCGAGCCAUUGGUUCCCAGCACAGACGACGCCUUACACUGAAAAGACCAAGAUGAAAUAUCCUAAGCCAGGAUAUCCCAAUCCGGUCGUCAGCGCCCAUGUUGUCGACGUGGGAGACAUCAAGGAGAUCAGCGCAGAGCAAGGUGCACCAUCCUACAAUCAAAUCUCUGCAGCAAAACUCGAGCUGCAUUCACCGGAUCCUCUCGUAUCUGCUUUUGCGAUGGACCUCGAUGUUGACAACGCGCUUGCUGGCAGCCGCGAAAAGCGGUCUGCACGACUCGUUACCGAGGUGGCCUGGAUAGGGAAUAGCGAUUUGCUGCUGCGCGAAAGCAAUCGUGCCAGCGACAGGGCGCGUGUGCUCCAUUUCGAUCUGAACAAAGUCCGAAAUGUCAAUUCCAGCUCAGAGGCGCACCUUGUGGGCGACGUUGUGCGCAGAAUCAGCACAGUCAAGGAGAAUGGGUGGAUAGAGGUUGCGCAAACCAUUCGGCCCUUGGGAAACACCGGGGCAUACCUGGAAGUCAUGCCGACGGCGCAAGGCUACAGGCAAUUAGCGCUCUUUGCAUCUGCAACCUCUGCUGACCCCGUAUUCUUGACUCAAGGAAAGUGGGAAAUCGACGGCAACAUCAAGCACGUUGAUAUCGAGAGGAAACGAGUCUACUUUAUCGCUGCCCAUCCUCUUCCGUCUGAGCGCCAUCUUUUCUAUGUGGCCCUUCCAGACGCGAAGCAACUAUCGACUUACAGGGCCCAGGACCCAAUCCCUCUAACCGACACCUCUACUGGUGGCUGGAACACUGUCUCUUUCGACCCCAAAGGGGCUUACUAUCUUCUCAGCAGUCAGAGUCCGGACGAUCCGCCUGCUCGCCGCGUCAUCGGCGUGGAUGACAGGGCUUUCAACUAUGUGUUGGAAGACAAUCGAGCUCUUCGCCGCAUCUCGGCAGAAUACGUCAUGCCGACAAAACUCUAUUACAACAUCACCACUCCCAGUGGUGCAAACAUUAGUGUGUCAGAGCUGCGGCCGCACGACUUUGACGCUAGCGGUCGGAAUUCCUACCCUGUCCUCGUCAAUGUCUACGGUGGUCCAAACAGUCAGAUGGUCCAGCAAAAGUGGCAGCGCAGUGAUUGGCAUCAAUAUGUCGCUUGCGAGAUGGGGUAUCUCGUUGCUACGAUUGAUGGGAGAGGUACGGGUUUCAAGGGCCGUUUGAACCGUAACCCGGUCACGACGCGCUUGGGGGACGUGGAGUCGCUCGAUGUGACAGAGGCUGCUCAUCAGUUGAGCCGUUUGCCAUACGUCGAUGAACGGCGGAUAGGCAUCUGGGGAUGGUCCUACGGUGGCUACCUCACCUCAAAGGUCAUCGAAAGAGACUCGGGUGUCUUCAAUCUUGGAAUGUCUGUUGCGCCUGUCACUUCCUGGCGCUUCUACGAUUCAAUCUACACGGAGCGAUACAUGAAGCUACCUACGGACAACAUGCAGGGAUACGAAAAGUCAGGGUUGCACGCGACAGAUGGCUUCAAGCACUCGCACUUCCUGAUCGCCCAAGGAUCGGCCGAUGACAAUGUGCACUUUCAAAACUCGGCGCAUCUUCUUGACAUGUUGACCGGGGCCAAGGUGCGCGGCUUCCGUUUCCGCAUGUUUACUGACUCGGACCAUUCGAUCUCAAUGCGAGGCGCCUACCAAGAGCUGCACGAAUAUUUGCUCAGCUUUUUGAGCGAGAAGUGGGGUCCCGGUGGAAAGCGUCGAUUCAGAUUAAAGGACACUUAG